This is a messenger RNA of Mytilus trossulus (common blue mussel), 738 nucleotides long. RefSeq lists its product as uncharacterized. The record is from RefSeq and is a predicted model, not a curated record. Bases 222 to 584 code for a protein of 120 amino acids. Lineage: Eukaryota; Metazoa; Mollusca; Bivalvia; Mytilida; Mytilidae. The transcript has 5 exons.
GAAUUUUGUAUUGUUUUUGUAUUUAUUUUUUUCGGCAUAACAUGUUAAAUUAUGGCAUGGAUAUUAUUACUUAAAAGCAUAUUCAUUAUUUUUACUACUGUUCAUGCUAAAGGUAUAAUUCCUUAUGGUAAAGGAAUUUGUAAAAAACCAAAGAGCGAAGAAAGAGGCAUAAAUGUAACAGUGCGACAUUGCUGCAAUAAUUAUUACCAAAUAGAUGAAAGAUGUGUCAGUGUGAUAAUGAGAAGGGGUGCAUUCCUCUAGACGCUUUUGACAGUAGUUCUACAUACAAGACAGUGGUAAUUCCAACUGCUGGCGGUCAAACUGCAGAAAAUGGUAACAGUAAUGUUAUUAUCUUCAUUGCUUGUGUUGCCGCUGGAAGCAUUGUAAUUGUCAUCUGUGCAAUACUAGUAAAGAACAGGGGAGCAGUCCGUAGACGAAAACCGAUUAACAUUGCCAGGGAACAUGCAAAGAGGAGUAAAAAAGGACAAACAUUAAAAUGUAAAAAUAAAAAUGUGAAAGACAAUAGAGAGAGCAUGUAUGCUGAUAUAAAUGAGAAAUACAUGAUUAAUUUCGACGGGGAGUAGUAAUAAACGUUGCAAGUUAUAUUUUGGCAAUUAGAAGACACCUAUAUUAUAGUUUUUCCUGUGUCUGUGUGUAGAUUUGAGGAAUCCAAUUUUGAUUUGCUUUUAAAUAUUUUAAUUAUUUUACUAAUUGAUUGAAUAUUUUUUUUUAACAUAA